AUGUCUUCACCUCAACCACGUUUGGUGGAUUUGAUUGUGAUUGGAUGCGGAAAUAGAGGAAAGAAUUAUGCCCGAUAUGCCAAGGAACGUCCAGAUCAAUGUCGUCUUGUUGCCAUUGCUGAGCCCAGAAAAUAUAUCAGAGAAUUGAUGAAAGAAAUUUAUAAAUUGGAUUCCGAAUGUCUAUUCAAUGAUUGGCAAAGUCUUUAUUCGUAUUUAUUGGAAUUUCAAAAAAACAACAAUUCAUCCUCUAGCAACAACAGUAGCAGAACAUAUCCACCAUUUAUAGAUCCCACUCAUGAAAAAACUGUCGUUAUCUGUACUCAAGAUCAGGAUCAUGUUGAGCCGGCUCUUGCUUUUGCAAGUUUAGGAUUUCAUAUUCUAUUGGAAAAGCCAAUGGCAGUGAAUGCAGAGGAUUGUAAACGCAUCACAAAAGCCGUUGAAGAGAAUGGCGUAAAGUUUGCAGUGUGUCACGUGUUGAGAUAUUCCAUUUAUACACAACGAUUGAAAGAAAUUUUGAAUUCUGGACUAAUCGGAACAAUUAUUAAUAUUCAACAUUUGGAGCCCGUAGGAUGGUUUCACUAUGCUCAUUCCUAUGUGAGAGGAAACUGGAACAAUGAACAAACGUCGUCACCCAUGUUGUUGGCAAAAUCAUGUCACGACAUUGAUUGGUUGUGCCACGUAAUGAGUCCACAUAAGGUUGUACAAGUGUCUUCGUUUGGGUCUCUCAUGCAUUGUAGAAAGGAAAACAAACCAGAAGGUGCUGCCUCCAGAUGUUUGGAUUGUCCUUCAAGUAUUGAAGAGAAGUGUUGUUACUCGGCGAAAAAGAUUUAUUUAGAUACUGUGAAAAUGGGACAUACUGGUUGGCCUGUUUCUGUCAUUAUUGAAUCAGGAGAAGAGCCCACUGUUGAAAAUGUGACUCAUGCUUUGAGAAAUGGGCCUUAUGGACGAUGUGUGUAUGACUCUGACAACAAUGUAGUGGACAAUCAAGUAGUCUCCCUCCAAUUUGACAAUGGUGCAACGUGCACCUUCACCAUGAUUGCCUACUCGAAAGAAAUUUGUGAACGUAAAACGAGAAUCUAUGGCACGAUGGGAGAGUUGGAAAUUGUUGGCAACACCAUUCAACAUUUUGAUUUCUUGACACAAGCAUACAAGAAGAUUGAUUUAGACAGUGAAAUUCCAAAAACUAAUUUGAGUGGCCAUGGCUUUGCUGAUUUUUACUUGAUGAAAUACUUUAUUGAUGCCAUUUGUGAGAAUGAUUCGAGCAAGCUGCUUUCCAAUGCACGUGAGACGUUGAAUUCACACUUGUUAGUGUUUACAGCAGAAGAGGCUCGACAUUCUUCAACAGUGAUUAAGGUCAAUGAUCAAGUAGAUUUGACCAACAUCAAUGCGAGUCCACCAAAAGUAUCAAGCUCUCGCAGCAACAGUGCCAAAUGUGAAUUAAAUUAA
Molecule: messenger RNA, 1446 nt
Organism: Naegleria lovaniensis
Lineage: Eukaryota; Heterolobosea; Eutetramitea; Acrasida; Naegleriidae
Exons: 4
Coding region: 1-1446 (481 amino acids)
Molecular function (GO): nucleotide binding
Source: RefSeq, a predicted model, not a curated record